This is a messenger RNA of Durusdinium trenchii, 453 nucleotides long. The record is from the annotation of a GenBank genome assembly. NCBI's taxonomy places the organism in Eukaryota, Dinophyceae, Suessiales, Symbiodiniaceae.
AUGAGCAAAGCUGCUGGCAAAGGACCUCCGCUCCCUCCAGCCUCAGGCUACGGCAAAGGCGGAAGCAAAACGGGAACGAACACGAAUAGUACAAAGAGCCACGCAGUUCAGCUCACAGUGCGUCGUAUGACGGGUGAAGAAAUGUCAGUGCAGACAGAGCUUGAUGCUUUGAUUCAAAGCGUCCGUGUCUCCGUUGGCAAGAAUCUGGGGGUCAGCCCUCACCGAAUCAAGCUUCUUGCCGAGGAUGCGCAGGUCUUGAACAACAGCAGCACCGUGAGGCAGUCCGGGUUGGAAGAGGGUGCCAUCUUGACCAGCGUUGUACUCCCGCCCGUCUAUGGCGCAUUAGGACAUGCAGGAAUCUCAGCACCAGAUGAGGUCAUUUCUGCCAAAAUGGAGCUUCAUGAUGCCUUGUCACAAGCUGGGAAGCUGACACCUAUUCAUACGCCUUCCUAA